GGUUUCAAAAAAGCCAGAACUGGGUUGAGAUGAUUUGAGCAGGUGCGAUGUUGUCAUGCUCAGGCUAGUCGCUCGUUGUUGCCCGAAUUCUUCCAUACUCUUUGUUUAUAACAUACUCUACUCCUCUAGUAUAUCUUCGUGCGCUGGAGAUGAAUUUAUGCACUGUUGCUGCCUACCGACAAGAAUGCUCGGGGCAGCUCUAUUAGUUCUACUGCUAGUCCUUGUUGCGCCCACAGGCCUACUAGGCGGUCGGCUGCCGCGCCCUGUCCUCGCGCAUGCGCACAAGCGUCCGGCGCUGGUUGUGCGUCCCGGCCCCUCCCCACGGGCCACUAGCAGUAGGCUUCAGCCUCCUCCAAGGAGCUCUCGGGAUCGGCAGCCGCCGCCUGCCGCGGACCCGCUCAAACAUGAGCCCGCUGUGAGCAGCCCGCCACCAGCCACGCCGCCCGCGCCGCCCGAUGCGCCACAGCCGCCAUCGGCACCAGUAGCUAACCCCCCGCCUGUGCCACCGCCACCUCGGGUGCCGCCGCCUCCGCGGGCGUCGCCGCGGCCAGGGGCGUCUGGGAUUACACGGCGCGCUCCGCCGCUGCCGCCGUUCCCGCCGAACGCUCCCGAUGCGCCCCUACCGCCAUCCGCUGGCCUGCUGACGUUCGACGUUCCGGAGCCGCAGGGGUGCUACGCCUUUGUGUGCGAUGGGCCCCGGGGCUGCUCCGCCGUCGACACGCACGGCGCCCGCUUCGGCCUGACGCUGCUGUUCGACCUGAACGGAUUCGACCCGGUGUCCUGUGUGUCGGGCGGCUCCAGCUCGUACCGCUACGUGGCCAUUCUGGCGGACAGCGGGUGCUAUGGCCUGGAGCUGGGUGUGGGCGGCGCGCCCAGCGUCCUGCCGCCCAGCGACGCCGGCACGUGCCUGCCCUGCCAGGGGCCGUACGACAACGCCAAGUACAGCUGGGAGGGGCUGUACUGCGGCAGCGAUGCAGCCGUUACGGUGUACGACGCUUCGGGCUUCCCGGCGCCCGACAUGGCGCCGCCGCCCGGGGGCGCCGUGGUGUUUGGCGGGUAGCGAGCGGGGCUCGGCGCUGGGGCCUGGGGGGGGGCAGCAUUCCUGCUCGAGGCCGGCAUGUGCUCAUGAUGCGCAUGUGGGUUGGUGUGGUACUGGGCUUGCUGCCGUCGGAAGCGCCGUGAGCGCAGCGCCCAGAGUGCCGCUGGCGGAGCGGCGCCGCACCGAUGGGUGCCACCCAGAGUCAGGCCGUGGAGCGACGAGAGCGUGGAGUGCGCUCGUGUUCGAAUCUCUGGUUCUGCGCACGUGCGCGCGUGUUUGUUAACAUGGCAUCAUGCACGUUGCCGCUGCCGCAUCCUGCAUUGCAUGUGCGCAUUCAGACGAUGCGCGUCGGGGUUUGGAGAUAUGAUAGCAUGUAUAUGGGAAGUAACACGGACACACGGUGAAUGGUUGUCUUGUUCGGUCAUCGUCACCAGUCACCCGCAUCGUCAUCACAUGGCCGCGCGUGGGGGGCACGGUAUCGAGCGCUGCAUGCAGCCGAGGUGCUGGGACCGCCACGCAAUGCAUACUUGCCGGUUGUAAUAGUGCACAAGGAAAGGAAUAGCGCGAGACAGUUGCUGGGCGUGCGUGUGGUGGGUUUGGAAUAUGGGGGUAGGAGUGGUUGAAAUAGGAAGUUGCAAUGUCACACAAACACAGAUGCACGGCCGGGGGAUGUGGGCAAACGUUUGCCAGACAGCUCGAGCUUUAUGUGGCUGUUGCGUGGGGGCGCCUUCGGCAGUUUUCUGAGCUCCCUCCUGCCGGUACUGGACAGGAUGUACGGUGCCGGAAAAGGAGCUCGGUGCACUGGAAUAGGAACGUAGAAUGGAACGUAGAACGCUGCAUGGGUUUGGCGCUGCAUUGCCGGUCUGUGUCCGAUGGAGCCCUGCGCGGUUUCGCCCGUGGGUCCGCACGGGGUCCACUGACCCGACAUGCACAUCGUCCGUGUUUUGGCACCUGGUAGGCGCCCAUGCGGUGUGCACACGGGCACAGGAUAUGCGCUAUGCAGUAGGCGAUAUGCCGUAGGUAGGACUAUGUGUAAUUUAGCACAGGAGUAGCUGUUGCUAACAUUUAUCCAUUCGCUUGUAUGUAUGCAUGACAGUGGCUGGGGUGGACCAGUCGUCGCGGCAGCAGUACAAAAACCCGUGCAGGAGUGUGGGGCAGGUGUGACGGCGCCUGCAGCUCCCGUACGGCAUGUGCAAUAGAGUUGCACGUUGUAACUGCCACGUGUUAA
Chlamydomonas reinhardtii is the source of this 2267-nucleotide messenger RNA. RefSeq lists its product as uncharacterized. The transcript has 4 exons. The record is from RefSeq and is a predicted model, not a curated record. The coding region runs from base 185 to 1060 and encodes 291 amino acids. NCBI's taxonomy places the organism in Eukaryota, Viridiplantae, Chlorophyta, Chlorophyceae, Chlamydomonadales, Chlamydomonadaceae.